Candidozyma auris is the source of this 1677-nucleotide messenger RNA. RefSeq names its product protein anchor VAC8 (gene VAC8). Gene Ontology annotation, biological process: nucleus-vacuole junction assembly; vacuole inheritance. Lineage: Eukaryota; Fungi; Ascomycota; Pichiomycetes; Serinales; Metschnikowiaceae. The transcript has a single exon. Gene Ontology annotation, cellular component: fungal-type vacuole membrane. Gene Ontology annotation, molecular function: protein binding; protein-membrane adaptor activity. The coding region runs from base 1 to 1677 and encodes 558 amino acids. The record is from RefSeq and is a predicted model, not a curated record.
AUGGGCGUUUGUUGCAGUUGUUUCUCGUCGUCAAGUGGCGACGGUAAGUACCCGCCGCUUCUCUUGGCGGAAAACGAACGUGAGGCCAUCACGGCGCUCCUCCAGUACUUGGAGAACCGCUCCGAUGUGGAUUUCUUCAGCGACGGGCCCUUGAGGUCGUUGUCGACGUUGGUUUACUCGGAGAACAUCGACUUGCAGCGAAGCGCUGCAUUGGCGUUUGCCGAGAUCACCGAGAAGGACGUGAGAGAAGUCAACAGAGACGUCUUGGAGCCCAUCUUGAUUCUCUUGCAACUGAACGACACGGAGGUUCAGCGAGCUGCAUGCGGUGCCUUGGGCAAUUUGGCGGUGAACAAUGAGAACAAAGCGCUCAUUGCUGAAAUGGGCGGCAUCGAGCCCUUGAUCAGACAGAUGAUGCUGUCGAACAUCGAGGUCCAGUGCAACGCUGUGGGCUGUAUUACCAACCUUGCCACUCAGGACGACAACAAGUCCAAGAUCGCCAAGCUGGGAGCCUUGAUACCGCUCACAAAGCUUGCAAAGCUGAAGGAUAUCCGGGUUCAGCGCAACGCCACUGGUGCGUUGCUCAACAUGACCCACUCCUUCGAAAAUAGGCUGGAGUUGGUCAAUGCCGGCGCUGUACCCGUGUUGGUGUCGUUGUUGUCGAGUGACGAUGCUGACGUUCAGUACUACUGCACCACCGCCUUGCUGAACAUUGCUGUGGACGAGCUGAACAGGAAGAAGUUGGCUGCAACCGAGCCCAAGCUCGUGGGCCAGUUGGUCAGCUUGAUGGACUCGCCUUCGCCACGUGUUCAGUGCCAGGCUACUCUCGCGUUGAGAAACUUGGCCUCCGAUUCCGGCUACCAGGUUGACAUUGUCAGGGCGGGCGGCCUACCUCACUUGGUACAUCUCUUGACUUGCAACCACCAGCCCCUUGUGUUGGCUGCGGUUGCUUGUAUCCGUAACAUCUCUAUCCAUCCAUUGAACGAGGCUCUUAUAAUCGAAGCAGGCUUCUUAAAACCAUUAGUCGCGUUGUUGGAUUACAAUGAGCUGGAGGAGAUCCAGUGCCAUGCCAUUUCCACCUUGAGAAAUCUUGCUGCUUCCAGCGAGAGAAAUAGAUUGGCCUUGUUGAAUGCUGGCGCCGUUGAAAAGUGCAAGGAGCUCGUGUUGAAGGUGCCCUUGUCUGUACAAUCGGAAAUAUCCGCCUGCUUUGCCAUCUUGGCCUUGGCUGAUGAUUUGAAACCAAAAUUAUACGAGAGUCACAUCAUCGAUGUUUUGAUUCCAUUGACUUUCAGCGAAAAUGGCGAGGUAUGUGGCAACUCGGCCGCUGCCUUGGCGAACUUGUGUUCCCGUGUUUCCGAGGAGCACAAAGAGUAUAUUCUUGACAACUGGAAUAGUCCCGAAGAAGGUAUUUACGGCUUUUUGAUGAGAUUUUUGCAGAGUGGAAGCGCAACAUUUGAGCACAUAGCUUUGUGGACGAUAUUGCAGCUUCUUGAGUCCAACAACGACGAGAUUCAGGUGUUGAUCAAGGAGAAUGAAAGUGUACUUCUCGGUAUCAAAAAUUUGAGUGAAAGCCAGCAACACAAUAACACAACACAGAAUACCGCCGAGCUGAAUGAUUUCGAUGAUCCAAAGGUCGAGCUUUACAAUUUGACGCAGCAGAUCUUGCAAAUCUUGGGUUGA